GUUUCCUGUUUCACUGUGCACAGAAUUAACAUAAAACCUACAGUAAGCAUUUUCUCACCAAAGUGACCGUUUUUGUUGUCUCAAUUUCAAAAUAAUACACAUUUACAAAAAUGUUGCCAAAACGCACGUUUAUGAACGGCUUGUGGUUGAGCGCAGCACCAAAAGAUUACUUAAAAAACGGUUUACAAGCGAAAAGUUCAAACUCUUUCGAGAUGAAAACAGCAGCUACUGAAUGAAAGUCGACAUACAAACCAGCAUGUUCCCCCGUUUGUUCCGUGCAUUUUGAGGACUGUAGUGUAGCUCCAAGAGAUGUGUUCUUGAACACAGCUCGGGUUAACUUCUAUGACGCUUUGCUCGUCAGCGCCAACGGCAGGCGCAUGCGUACACUCUUCACUUCCUGACAGCUGCACAACUGCCAUAAAUAUACCUGUUCUCCUACAUGUCUUUCAGUUCUUUAGGUUUUGUUGUAUUUUUUGUGUCAGAGUACACCUGUACCUGUGUCUCGCCUCUCCUCGUGCCUCUCCAUGCGCGCUCCCGUGUACAUGACGGUGUUUGUUUGGCUGAUGAACGAUGCGGCGGCUCGUCAGUUCACUGGGGAGGAGAUGGCUGCUAUCAGACAGCGCAUCAAAUCCAUGUUCUACCACGCCUACAACAGUUACCUUGACAACGCCUUCCCCUUCGACGAGCUCCGCCCACUCACGUGCGAUGGGCAAGACACCUGGGGCAGUUUCUCACUCACACUGAUCGAUGCUCUCGAUACUCUGCUGGUUUUGGGAAACCACACAGAGUUCCAGCGAGUGGCAUCGCUCCUCCAGGACACUGUAGACUUUGACACUGACGUCAACGCCUCUGUGUUCGAAACCAACAUCCGAGUGGUGGGGGGGCUGCUGUCUGCUCACCUGUUGGCAGGUAGGGCGGGCAUGGAGUUGGAGCCAGGUUGGCCCUGUUCAGGACCACUCCUGAGGAUGGCCGAGGGCGCCGCCAGGAAACUGCUUCCUGCGUUCCAGACUGCCACCGGCAUGCCGUAUGGUACAGUGAACCUCCUCAAUGGCGUCAGUCCCACUGAAACACCUGUCACUUGUACCGCCGGCGUGGGAACCUUCAUCUUGGAGUUUGCCACACUGAGUCGACUAACAGGAGACGAAACAUUUGAGAAUGCAGCCCGCCGAGCCCUGAGAGCCCUGUGGAAGACCAGAUCGGACAUCGGACUCGUGGGUAACCACAUUGACAUCCUGUCUAAGAAGUGGGUGGCUCAGGAUGCUGGUAUUGGAGCCGGGGUCGAUUCCUACUUUGAGUAUCUGGUGAAAGGAGCCAUCAUGCUGCAAGACGAGGAGCUGCUCAACAUGUUUUUGGAGUACGAUCGAGCCAUUCAGAACUACACCCGAUUUGACGACUGGUACCUGUGGGUCCAGAUGCAUAAAGGAACUGUCUCUAUGCCUGUUUUCCAGUCUCUGGAGGCCUUUUGGCCCGGCCUGCAGUCUCUCCUGGGAAACCUGGACAGUGCAGUGAGAACUUUCAUGAAUUAUUACUCAGUAUGGAGACAGUUCGGAGGUCUGCCAGAGUUUUACAGCAUCCCUCAGGGUUACACUGUGGACAAGAGGGAGGGAUACCCACUGAGGCCAGACCAACGCUGCCUACGUCUUGUUCUACCAUCGACAAGAUAAGAUCGGAAGACCCACUCUGCCAGCCCCCGACACAAGCCCCACCAACAACAUCACUUCCUGUAGAGAUGACGAUGUGGAGCUGGGCGCUGCUUCCUGCGUCACCAUGGAAACGGACUAAACGAACCCCUGAGGUU
Messenger RNA from Scatophagus argus, 1798 nucleotides. RefSeq names its product ER degradation-enhancing alpha-mannosidase-like protein 2. Gene Ontology annotation, molecular function: mannosyl-oligosaccharide 1,2-alpha-mannosidase activity; calcium ion binding. NCBI's taxonomy places the organism in Eukaryota, Metazoa, Chordata, Actinopteri, Scatophagidae. The transcript has 10 exons. Gene Ontology annotation, cellular component: endoplasmic reticulum; membrane. Bases 525 to 1664 code for a protein of 379 amino acids. Gene Ontology annotation, biological process: mannose trimming involved in glycoprotein ERAD pathway; endoplasmic reticulum mannose trimming; carbohydrate metabolic process. The record is from RefSeq and is a predicted model, not a curated record.